Cucumis melo (muskmelon) is the source of this 532-nucleotide messenger RNA. RefSeq names its product CDT1-like protein b. The record is from RefSeq and is a predicted model, not a curated record. Gene Ontology annotation, molecular function: DNA binding; DNA polymerase binding. Gene Ontology annotation, cellular component: nucleus. Gene Ontology annotation, biological process: DNA replication checkpoint signaling; regulation of DNA-templated DNA replication initiation; DNA replication preinitiation complex assembly. Lineage: Eukaryota; Viridiplantae; Streptophyta; Magnoliopsida; Cucurbitales; Cucurbitaceae. The coding region runs from base 20 to 445 and encodes 141 amino acids. The transcript is spliced from 2 exons.
UGAUGAGCGGAUCAGCUGUAUGAAGCCGGAUCUUCACAUAUCUUUCAAUUUUGGUGUUCUAGGGAAUCAGGAGGACCAGUAUAUGCAACUGAGGAAGUUGUUUCGGGAACGACUUUCAAAAUUUCUGAGUUCCUAUCUAGAGAUUGAUGAUGUUCCAAAGGAUUUGCUGCCGAAUCCAUUCAAUUUCCGAAGUAAAGAUCUUGUCGCAAAAUCCAACUUGCUAUCUUCUAUCGAGACAUCGAUUAAGCAAUUGGCCCCUGAACAACCGAUGCAAUCAAUAGAAGGGACUUCUGUUAACCACCAUUUAGAAGAAAUUCGAGGUUUUCGAGCUGUUAAAUCUACCACUGGCUCGAGUAAGCAGAAGGAAUUCACGGGGUUAUCUCAUUUCUCACCAUCUUUUAGGUGGUGUUUCUCUUGUAAAGUUGUUGAUAAAUCAAUAUAUUAAAAAAAUCAAUAUUUAAAUCAAAUUCGAAAAUAUUUAAUUGUAAAUAUCUGUUCCACUAUGUAUAUUUUUUUAAUCUUUUGUUCCCAA